Aspergillus heteromorphus CBS 117.55 is the source of this 804-nucleotide messenger RNA. RefSeq lists its product as uncharacterized. Bases 1 to 804 code for a protein of 267 amino acids. The transcript has 2 exons. Lineage: Eukaryota; Fungi; Ascomycota; Eurotiomycetes; Eurotiales; Aspergillaceae. The record is from RefSeq and is a predicted model, not a curated record.
AUGCCACAAGACCCGGAAUUCAUGCGGUUAAUCAUCAACAUCAUUGUCCUCUCCACCGUGGUCAUCUACCACACCCAAAAGCACGCACCAGUCUACCACACCAAAUUCCACAAAAGCACCCUCUGCCUCCCAAUCCACAUCACCACCGGCCUGAUGGAAUCCUUCCGGUACCAAAUCCGCGCCGCCACGUCCGACCAAAAAGACAUCCUCCCCAACGAACUCGACGUCAUAUCCUCCUUCAUCUGGUCCUGGACCAGCUUCGUCCUCGUGAAGUCGCUCCGUCGCGGCCAUCCCAGUACAACACGUCCGCCGUACCAAACUGCCGCUGUUCUGCGUCCGGUCAUCUCGCUCGCUUCGUAUGUGUUCGAGAUUCCCGGCUUUUAUAAACUCUCGAUCCGCGCAUUGGAUAGUUUCGGGUAUGCGCGCCUGGCGAUAUUUUUAUUAACUCAUACGCCGUACCUGGAGAAGGUUACGUCAAGCGAUAUCUACGCGUUGGCUAUCCCGGUGGCGUCGCUGCUGAGUAUCCAUGGCAGCAGGGUUCCGGGGGCUACUUUGGCGUUUGGCGUCAUAACGGCAUAUGUGGCGAAGCUGAAUCGGUGGGUGACACGGCGGUCGAGGGAGAUGAAAGAACCGGACGUCUUUUUUAAUGCGUCGGCGUUCGAGAAGUGGUUGGUCACAACGUUAUUGCAUCUUGGGUUUGCGGAGUUGGAGGAAUUGAGAGAUUUCAGUCAUUCGAAGGCUUUGAAUGCGCCGGUGAAUGAUGACUAUGUUCCCAAGAGAGAGAGUCUGGCGAAUGGGGCAUGA